This is a messenger RNA of Durusdinium trenchii, 960 nucleotides long. The record is from the annotation of a GenBank genome assembly. Lineage: Eukaryota; Dinophyceae; Suessiales; Symbiodiniaceae.
AUGCGUUGCGAGGCGAAAGACUGCCAGACUUGUGCCACCAACUACUUCCUGCACAAGGGGAUGUGUGUAACUAGCUGCCCAGCCAACCACUACGGCGAUAUGGACUCCACUUGUCGACCACUCGCUGGAUCUGUCAUUGCCCUCAAGACGACUGGCCUCGGGGAGACACAUUUGAUCGUUUCAAACGCUACGGACUGUGUGCAACUUGUACCAUUGGAGGAGAGUGAACGCAAGGAUCCAUCUACUAUUGAAGAUGAAGCGAAGAUGUGGAUGGUCUCUAGCUCUGGAGGCGAGAAAGCCACCUUCCGCAAUGUCAAGACGGGCAUGGCACUCUACAUGCCCAGCCAGAAAGUCAAAUCUGACGAAUGCGCCUCUGACGUCUCCUCUUGUGCGGUGGCACGGCCUCCAAAACCUGUCUAUGGAGAAAAGUCUUUGUGGACCGACAACGAAUGGAGCAGUCACAAAUGUGACAAGAGCGCCUUCACCAUUUCAGCCUUGGGCAAUUCACAAAUUGCUCUAGAGCUGGAGACUCGUUAUUUGCAAUUCGUCAAAGGCAUGGUCGUUUUCUCCCUUACGACCACGACCCCAGAGGAUCGUAAGAUCGCGACGAAUGAGCGCUUCGAGCCGCUGAUCGUGAUGCCAGCGGUGAAGUCGGAAGUGAAGAAAAGCGGUCGAUGUGCCAGCCUCAUCACUCAAGCACUCCAGUGCAGCGCUGCAGCGGGCGGACAGGGCUUGGAUGACUUUGCAGAUUUCACAGAGCAAGGCACCGACACCAAAAGACCGCCAGGAUGCUACUACUACCACGAUGAGAUCACAGCUCCACAGAGUAAGGGCUAUCAGGAACUGCCGGUGAAGGUCAUGCGAGUAGCCCUCAACCUGCUGUCAGAUGGGGCGCAGGCAGACUACUCGCGCUUUGCGGAUUUUUCUGCGAAGACACCAUGCCUAUGCAAAGUGGUCUGA